AUGCUGGCUUACUUUAAGCGUGUAUCGGUCAAGAACUUCGAGGAAAACCGCGGUGACUUAGUCAUGGAGUUCCAGGCUAUGCAAGAUGACGAAGGUACGUUGCGGCACCGCGUCGAGACCCCCAAGAGCGGCGAUCUAUUCCUUAUAAAAACUGUCCGACAUGCCGGCUAUGCAAGUUGGAAGCCUCACUCUGCAUAG
This is a messenger RNA of Penicillium mononematosum, 198 nucleotides long. RefSeq lists its product as uncharacterized. The transcript has 2 exons. Lineage: Eukaryota; Fungi; Ascomycota; Eurotiomycetes; Eurotiales; Aspergillaceae. The record is from RefSeq and is a predicted model, not a curated record. Bases 1 to 198 code for a protein of 65 amino acids.